Molecule: messenger RNA, 3813 nt
Organism: Plasmodium fragile
Lineage: Eukaryota; Apicomplexa; Aconoidasida; Haemosporida; Plasmodiidae
Product: leucine-tRNA ligase
Exons: 1
Coding region: 1-3813 (1270 amino acids)
Biological process (GO): leucyl-tRNA aminoacylation
Molecular function (GO): ATP binding; leucine-tRNA ligase activity; aminoacyl-tRNA deacylase activity
Source: RefSeq, a predicted model, not a curated record
AUGGCUCGGCGUAUGAACUUAUUGAACAUCGAGAAAAACAUACAGAACUUAUGGAAGGAACAUAAUGUAUAUGAAAAGGAAUUUGUGGAUAAUAAUGAGUCGAGGUUUACGGGUAAUUUCCCCUACCCCUACAUGAAUGGACUGCUACACAUAGGACAUGCCUUUACCCUGAGUAAAUUGGAAUUCCUCAUUCGCUACAAAAAUAUGACCUGCCAGAAUGUGUUGCUUCCAUUUGCCUUCCACUGCACAGGCACACCGAUCGUUGUGUGUGCAGACAAAUUAAAAAAUGAGUUAAAGGGUAAGGUGUUGGGGAAAUCUUCAGAGGAAAAUAAAAGCGAGAUUAGCGAUGAUACACAGGUGGGUGAAAACAGUGUUGCUGGCACAUCCCCAUUAGAAGAAGAAGGAGACAAAACGAAACAGACAGACGCAACAGUGUUCAGGUCGAACAAAAGUAAAUUACAAUCAAAAGGUUCUAAAAAAAGUACACAAUAUGAAAUUAUGAAGCAAAUGGAUAUAAGUGAUGAAGAAAUUCAUCAGUUUCAGAAACCACAAUAUUGGUGUUACUACUUUUCUUCUAAAGCCAAAGAGCAUUUGAGUUCGUUAGGUCUGUUUUGUGACUGGAGGCGAUCUUUCAUCACGACCAAUAUGAAUCCUUACUACGAUAAAUUUGUGAAUUGGCAUUUCAACACCCUUUAUAAGAAAAAUUUAAUUUAUUAUGGAAGCCGAAUUACUAUUUUUAGUCGAGUGAAUAAUCAGGCCUGUGCAGAUCAUGAAAGGUCCGAAGGGGAAGGAGUGAAAUGCCAAGAGUUUACCCUCAUCAAAAUAUAUGUACAUAAUUACAGCGACUUUUAUGAAAUUUAUUUAAAAAAUAUAAAUAAGAAUAUUUCUUCUGGUCAGGAAGAAACUGAUAAUUUAAAAAAUAAAAUUAUGAAUGAAAAAUUUUUUAGCCAAAAAAAAAUUGUCCUUCUUGCUAGUACAUUAAAACCAGAAACAGCCUAUGGGCAGAAUUAUACUUUUGUGAAUCCCAGUGAGUAUUAUUAUGUUACUCUAGGGUUCAACAAGCAGAGGCUUCAUUACGGGGACAAGAAUUACGUGAACAAUGUGAUGACAAGGGAGGAGAUUGUGGAGACGUGUGAAAAUGUGUACAUAUGUUCGGAGAAUAGCUUAUACAAUUUGGCCUACCAGGGGGUCAUACCCAUGCUGUGUAAAUCUUCUCGUGUGUCACCCAAGUCGACUGGCCAGAUGAGUGGUAAGGAUGCAGAUGCUGCAGAGGAUAUCUCACCACCCCCCUUCAGCGACCUCUUCAUCCUGACGAAAAUAAAGGGGGAAGACCUCGUAGGAUUACGAACGUAUACAAAUUUAUCACAGAGAAAAGACUUGUACAUUCUACCCAUGACCACGAUCAAAAUGAAUAUCGCUACCGCCAUCGUCCCAUGCGUGUCCAGCGACAGUACGGACGACUAUGCUUGUUUGCAGGACAUAAAAAAGAAGCAAGCAUACUAUUGUGAAAAGUAUAAUAAGCUUAAGGAGGAAUAUUUGCACAAUGAAAGUUGCUCGUGUAUUCAGUUACCAGACAUUGGGGCCAACACAGGGAAGUACUUUUACGAACUGGAAAAAAUAUCCUCUUAUAAAGAUGCCAAGCUACAAAAGGUUAAGGAGACUUUGUAUAAGAAGCAAUAUUUUGAAGGCACCAUGAGGGUUGAACCGUACCAGGGGAUGAAGAUUUACAAUUGUAGAAAGUUGGUUAAGCAGUACAUAGUGAAGAACAAUGAGGGUUUUUUAUAUAGCGAGCCGGAGGUGCUUGUUAUUGACAGGAACAAUGUGAAGUGUAUUGCUGCUUUGUGUAACCAGUGGUACAUCAACUAUGGUAACUUAGAAUUUAAGAAGGAUGUGCUGAUUCAGCUGAAGAAGAGCAACUUCCAAACCUACAACGAGGUUUUGCAGAAGCAACUGCAACAUGUGAUUUUUUGGCUGGACGACUGGUCCUGCAGCAGGGCCUACGGGCUCGGCACGCACAUGCCCGAUUUUAACGCACUACAAGGGGGGGCGGGUGACAAAGCGAGCACGCAGAAGGGUAGUGGUGAAGAAGCCGCACAACAAGGUGCCGGCGCUGAGGGGGAGAAGGAGCUCAUUGAAAGUUUGUCCGACUCGACCAUCUACAUGGCGUACUACACGAUCAGCCACUUCCUGCAGGGCAACGUGGACGGAAGUGCGCGCGGCCUCCUCAACAUUGACGCGGCCGACCUGAACGACGCCUUCUUCAACUACGUGUUUGACAUCAGUGACGACACGGAACAUAUUAGCAAAAAUAUAAGUGUUGAAAAAUUGCAGAAGAUGAGGAAGGAGUUCCAGUACUGGUACCCCUUCGACGUGAGAAUAUCGGGCAAGGAUUUAAUCUUCAACCAUUUAACCAUGUCUCUGUUUAACCACGUGGCUAUUUGGGGUGACAAAACGUAUGGCAGUGGUAGCGGCAUAAGCAGUAAGCAGAAGGAGGCCACUGACGAGAAGAGCAUCCUCGAGCGACAGGCAGAAAUACUACACGAAAUUGAUCAGCUCGAUCUGAAUGCACAAAAAACGGUCAAAUAUUUCCCCAAAUCAUUUUUCUGCAACGGACAUGUGUUAGUAAAUAAGGAAAAAAUGUCGAAGAGUAAAGGAAAUUUUAUUACGCUCAAGCAGAGCAUAAAUUUAUACACAAGUGAUGGGACUAGGAUCGCACUAGCAGAUGCGGGGGACUCAAUUGAAGACGCUAAUUUUAACACUGACACAGCAAACAGUGCCAUAAUGAAAUUGUAUAAUUUAAUAAAUUUUUCAAUUGAAACGAAAAACAAUGUUUAUAUCUUUCGCUGUGGAGAGAAAACAUUCAUAGAUUCUAUAUUUGAAAAUGAAAUUAAUUACCUGACUAAUAAAUGCAAAGAGGCUUAUGAAAAGCUUCUGUUCCGGGAUGUCCUCAAGUAUGGGUUCUACGACAUGCUGCUGAAAAGGGACACGUAUCGAAUUAUGUGUGACAAAAUUCAUAUGCACAAGGAGACAGUGAAUUUUUUUAUUGAACGAAUUUGUCUCAUCAUCAACCCGCUCAUUCCACAUGUCACGGAACAUAUAUGGACGUACAUUUUAAAAAAGGAAGAUUUUCUGGUUAACCAAAAGUGGCCAUCCUCAGACAAUACCAGCUACUCCAUCGUCAUGCACAAGCAGUACAAUAACCUCCUCAACGUGGUGGAAAUUUUUAGAAAGUCAUACGAUAAGGUCAUCAACAAGAAUAACAAGCAGAAGGGUGCCAAGGGUGCUCGAAAUGGUGUAGGUAACGCAGCAAAGCGAGCACCAGACGAGGGAGAAGCAGUGGCCGAACAGAAGGAAGAAGCGUAUAAAGAAGACGAUGAUGAGGGGACUAAAUUUAAAGCCAUUGUGUACGUUGCGAGGGAAUAUAAUGACACGCAAAAAAAAAUAAUAGACAUUCUUAACCGAAUUAUUAACAAUAGUGAAGAUAAAAAAUUACCCAGUAAUUAUAUUAACCUGUUGGUGCAAAAUGAUUAUGUAAAUAAAUUACCUAAAAAUGAAAAGAAGGAAAUUUUAAGCUUUGCGACUUUCCUAGUGAAGGAUAAUGUAACGCUCAACAAUAACCAGUACGAGCUAAGUCUCCCCUAUGACGAAAUACAACUCAUAAAAAACAACGUCGAAUUUAUUAGGAGAAGCCUAAACCUAGGAGACAUACACAUUAUGGAAAAUACAAAUAAAUCCCCCAUUGAUGAUACAGACAUUUAUAAAUUAGCCAAGCCGGGAAACCCUUCCAUUUUUAUGUACACCACCGAGUCAUGA